UCAAUCCAUUCGCAUUUGGAAUAGAAAAUACACGGCAUUUGUCUUGGAACGAAAAGCGCUGGCGAUGGAUGUAGACUACACUCUGGGUAUCGUUGGCUCUCGUCGAAGGAUCCAGCGAACGCUGAUCAGCUGCUGCGAGCAUCUGCUCGAAAUGGCCCUGAUUUUCACCUACGAAAGUGCUCAAUUCCUGCGCCGUUUGUGGCUGGGAAGCGGUGGUCAAGAAAGCACGCAAGAAUCUUCUUCUGGCGAUGGCUUCGAAUGGAAUCGACCAUAUCUCAAGAGAUCCGUAGCCCCGAGAUCUCGGAAUUCAGGUGGCGAAGGGGAUUAUAUAAGGGGAGAGGAUACAAAAAUCAUCUCCCAACUUCCUCGACUUGUGAGCGUUGCCUGCGGCUUUGCCAAGGAUCAGGCCGUUUAUCCUCAAUACAAUCGUGGGAAAUUCGGUGAGGAUGCCUGGUUCAUCACCUCCACUCCACACGCCCACAUAAUGGGCGUGGCCGACGGGGUGGGCGGCUGGCGGAGCUAUGGCGUCGAUCCCGGUGAGUUCAGCUCCUUCCUCAUGCGAUCCUGCGAGCGUUUGUCGCGAUCUCCCGACUUUCUUCCCCAAAGACCCGAUUUGCUGCUGGCCAGCGGCUAUCGCGAUCUUUUGGGCCAGAAAUGCCCCAUCGUGGGCAGCUGUACCGCCUGCAUUCUGUCGCUGAAUCGAAGGAAUAGCACUCUGUAUACCGCCAAUAUCGGCGACAGUGGCUUCCUGGUGGUGCGUUCCGGUGCGGUGGUCUGUCGAUCGCGGGAACAGCAGCAUCACUUCAACACGCCCUAUCAAUUGUCCUCGCCGCCGCCGGGUCAUGAGCUCAACGUCCUGUCCGAUGGCCCGGAAUCGGCGGACAGCCAGCACUUUCCCGUCCAACCGGGCGACGUCAUCCUGCUGGCCACCGAUGGGGUGUACGAUAAUGUGCCGGAAAGUUUUCUUAUAGAGAUCCUCAGCGAAAUGGCGGGCAUUUCGGAGGCCGUGCGGCUGCAGAUGGCCGCCAAUGCGGUGGCCCUGAUGGCCCGAACCCUCAGCCAGAAUCCGAAUCACGACUCGCCUUUCAGUCAGAAUGCCCGGAGGCUCAAUAUCGAGGCGUCGGGCGGAAAGCCGGAUGAUAUUACUGUCCUUCUGGCCUCGGUUGUCUAG
This is a messenger RNA of Drosophila takahashii, 1171 nucleotides long. RefSeq names its product protein phosphatase PTC7 homolog. The record is from RefSeq and is a predicted model, not a curated record. NCBI's taxonomy places the organism in Eukaryota, Metazoa, Arthropoda, Insecta, Diptera, Drosophilidae. Gene Ontology annotation, biological process: protein dephosphorylation. Gene Ontology annotation, molecular function: protein serine/threonine phosphatase activity. Gene Ontology annotation, cellular component: mitochondrion.